AAACAAACAUCUACAAGACUCGAAACACAACGCCUCCUUCGCUAAUUCACAACAAUAAACAGGUCGUAGCAUUUAGAAGCUGAAGCCCGGGGUUUCUGCUUAGGGAAAAGCGCAGGCAGCAAAGAUAGAAGAAGCUGCAAAUAACUUGCUGAACACAGGAAAAUGCAAGGUUCAGUCAUGAUUCUCCCCCUUGUUAUUCUUGUCAUCAUCGGCACAAUUUGGGGCCUUGACAAUGGCCUAGCAAGAACCCCCCCUAUGGGAUGGAUGUCAUGGGAACGGUUUCGAUGUAUUACAGAUUGUGAUACUUACCCAAAACAAAGCAUCAGCGAACAGCUGUACAAGGACAUGGCUGACCAAAUGGUGUUGGAAGGUUUUGCCGCUGCUGGUUAUGAGUACGUUAAUAUUGAUGACUGCUGGAGUGCAAAGGAGCGUGAUGAGAAUGGACGUCUCCAAGCUGACCCGAAACGAUUUCCAAGUGGAAUAAAGGCUUUAGCUGAUUAUGUUCACAAUAAAAGCCUGAAGCUAGGGAUCUACGGGGAUUUCGGGACGUUUACAUGUGGAGGUUAUCCGGGCAGUAAAUUCUACAUGCAGGAGGAUGCGGAAACCUUCGCCUCAUGGGGCAUUGAUAGUCUCAAGUUGGACGGUUGUUACACUAGCAGAGGAGACAUACCUGUAGGUUACCCCAUCAUGGAGAAGUUCCUGAAUUUGACAGGAAGGCCCAUUCUGUACUCGUGUAGCUGGCCUGCAUAUCUACCGAACCCAGAUUAUGAGGCCAUUGCUAAGAGCUGUAACAUAUGGCGGAACUAUGGAGACAUACAAGAUUCCUGGAGUAGCGUGGUGUCUAUCAUCAACUUCUAUGGCAAAGAUUCUGGUAACUUUAGCAGUGUAGCGGGACCUGGACAAUUCAACGAUCCAGACAUGCUUAUCCUAGGAGAUUUUGGGUUGAGUUACAACCAGCAGCAAGUUCAGAUGGCCAUGUGGUCUAUCCUAGCCGCACCUCUACUUAUGUCAAACGACCUUCGCAAGAUUAAGCGCGAUUCAAUAGCUUUACUGCAGAACAGGGGCGCCAUAUCAAUCAACCAGGACCCACUUGGAGUCCAGGGGAGACUAAUCAGCACGAAAGGGAAAAUUCAAUUUUGGAGUAAACCAAUAACACCAAAGGGAAAUUAUGCAUUUGCAGUAUUGAACCUUGCAGAUGGAGGGUCAGAAACACUGGUCCCCGUGAAUGGUGUCGCACUUGGAAUAUUGGACAACCGUGGCUACAACAUCAGUGACGCCUUUACUAACAAAUAUAUGGGUGCAAUCUACCCAAACAAAAACUUACCCCUGACCGUGCUGCCAUCUGGAGUUUUCCUUGGUAAAGCGUUUCUGCUACCCAAAGAACAGUGACACAUUCAACAGAUGUUGAUGCAUGUGUUAUUCUACUUAAUUGGUAUAAAUUGAAAUUGAUGAUUUUGAUCUUAUCUGUUACGUUUUGAGUAAGUGGUGUAUUUCUUGAUGUUAGGGAUGUAAACAAAUGUUACUACACAUUUAGCCCGAGUUUCCUCUGACCCUGACAUCAGACUUAGACAAUUUGACAGGUAGAUAUCUAAGUCUAAGUCUGGUGUCAGGGCCAGAGGAAAUUCAAGCUUCUACAUAUUAUAACCAGUUACAUGUAUUACAAUUAAUAUCAGGUCUGGACCAGAUAUGGGACUUUCAGAGGUAGAGAGUUUAUGAUUUUGUGUUUAGCUGUGAUUCUCAAUUAAAUACAUUUAAAGUGGUCACCAAAUUUGGGAAAAAUACAAGUUUGAAAUGGAUAACAUGCAACUUAAUUGGGUUCGAGAUAUGUUUGGUGAUGCCAUACCAAUCUGAUCUCUCAGAGUUAUCUCCCCUCAGCAAUCUAAUGUGUUUUUGAGUUAUAGAAAUCUUGAUACAACACAGUCCUGGGCCCGUAUUCAUGAAACCGUUCUCAUGCUCAAACUCAGAUUCUGUACUCAAGCCUAUUUUCUUGUUCCAGUGAUAAACUACUAACAAAAGAUAUUUUGUUAUGAUUUGGAAAAAAGAUUGCAGACAUUUCAAACCGAAUAUUGUUUUAAAGGUUUACACAAGAUCUUUUGACCGUGUCACAUGAUUUAAAUGCAUAAAAAGAAAGUUGGCUUUAGCACAGAAUCCAUACUUGAGCAAUAGAACGGUUUCAUGAAUACAGGCCCAGAACUUUAGCAAUGAUAAGUUAAGCUAUUAAUUAAGUUAUAUAAUGCUAUUGACUCAAAUCCUGAGAUAUGGCUAGAUUCUUUCAUUGUAGUUAUCUAUUUCCAGAGGUGUAUAAUACCCGUAGUUUUGAAAUAGUGAAUGAAUUAAGUGUUCAUGCAGUUUCUUCUUUUUUUUUAACACAAUCUUUAUCUUUCACUAAGUUUUCCAAGAAAAGUUUAUCUAAUAAAAGUUAAAUUUGAAACCAUGGAAAGCUCUGUAUAUCACUCACAUAUAGGUAGAACACAUACACUUACUAGGAAAAUAUAAAUUUGUACUUAUGUACUUUUCAUGAGAAUUUCUAUAAAGAGAAAUACAUUAUGCAUACAUAUUUAAUGUAUUUGCAGAUUCAUCACUUCAACAAUAAAGGUAUUUUCUUUUUCUUAUUUGUGAAGGAUGAAUCAGCAAUUACAAUGAGGGAGGGAUAGAUUUGUGAACAUUUGUUGACUAUAUUGUCUUAAAUGAGAAACCAUUCCAAUGAAACACUGACUACGGGACAUUUUCAUGGUCGUAAAUUUUUUGCCUUUUUCGCCCUCCGUAAUGAUGGUAAUUUUAUC
This is a messenger RNA of Mizuhopecten yessoensis (Yesso scallop), 2783 nucleotides long. RefSeq names its product alpha-N-acetylgalactosaminidase-like. The transcript has 10 exons. The record is from RefSeq and is a predicted model, not a curated record. Gene Ontology annotation, molecular function: alpha-galactosidase activity. Bases 163 to 1389 code for a protein of 408 amino acids. Gene Ontology annotation, cellular component: cytoplasm. Lineage: Eukaryota; Metazoa; Mollusca; Bivalvia; Pectinida; Pectinidae. Gene Ontology annotation, biological process: oligosaccharide metabolic process; glycoside catabolic process; glycosylceramide catabolic process.